This is a messenger RNA of Fusarium verticillioides 7600, 1479 nucleotides long. RefSeq lists its product as hypothetical. The record is from RefSeq and is a predicted model, not a curated record. Bases 1 to 1479 code for a protein of 492 amino acids. Gene Ontology annotation, molecular function: transmembrane transporter activity. Gene Ontology annotation, biological process: transmembrane transport. Lineage: Eukaryota; Fungi; Ascomycota; Sordariomycetes; Hypocreales; Nectriaceae. The transcript is spliced from 2 exons.
AUGUCUGCCACACCAGACGAAGCCUUCUCCGUGUACGGUCUCUGGUCGAAACGUCUGAUGAUAGUAUCUGUGUCGCUAUUCGCGCUCCUCGGUACCAUGUCUACCAGCAUGUAUUAUCCUGCGCUACCCACUGUGGCUCGUGAUCUUGGCGUAUCCAUCACGGAUGUCAAUCUGUCAGUAACAACAUUCAUGAUCCUCCAAGGCAUCGCCCCCACCUUCGUCGGCAGCUUUUCAGACUCAAGUGGCCGCCGUCUCGCUUACAUCGCAUGUUUCUCAGUUUUCCUUGUCGCCAACAUUACACUGGCACUGCAGAACACCUAUGGUGGGCUUCUUGCGCUACGGUGUGUUCAGAGUGCAGGCGCCGGUGGAUUGAUUCCUCUCGCCAGUGGUGUUAUUGCCGAUAUUGUCGAGCCAGCUGAGCGAGGAUCAUACAUGGCCUGGGCUACCGUUGCUCCUGUUCUUGGUCCUGCUCUGGCACCUGUGCUAGGCGGUGUCUUUACUCGCUAUCUUGGAUGGCAUUCUAUCUUUUGGUUCCUAGCUAUCGCAUGCAUCGUGCUGGGUGUCUUGUUUCUCUUCUUCUUUCCCGAGACGAACCGUAAGCUUGUUGGCAACGGAUCGCGCGCGCCACCACGACUCAGUCAGCCAUUUUACUUGUUCUUCACUCAGAGGAACAAGCAGCAGCAGGGAGAGGCAACGGAACGGAGGCCCAUGUCUUUUCCUAAUCCUUUCGCUAUCUUGAAGGUGGUCUUGGAUAAGGAAGGUGUAGUGGUGCUUGCUGGAAAUGGCGUGAUCAACAUACUGAUAGCCGGUGUCAACACAGGCCUUCCGCCGCUUAUGAUGACCCUCUACGAUCUUUCAGAAGUACAGACAUCUCUCUGCUUCUUGGCUUUUGGUAUUGGUAGCGCUGUCUGUACCGUCAUCACGGGCCGACUCAUGGACAAGGCCUACCGAAGAACAGCUGCUAAGCAUAAUAUCCCGCUCAAGCUCGCCCGUCGGGACCCAAAUAUGCCAGUAGAGCACGCCCGCCUGCAAGUAACAUGGCCGCACAUCGCCGCCGCUAUCGCUGGUCUCCUUGGGUACGGAUGGACGUUGAACAAACCAACCCAUCUCGCCGGGCCCAUGAUCUUCCUCUUUAUCAUCGGCUACACGACCACGGCCGUCGCGCAAGCUCUGAAUGCUCUCAUGGUUGAUCUCUUUCCGCAAGACGCGGCCACUGCAAGUGCGGCCAAUAACUUAAUACGCUGCGGUUUGGGCGCUGCCAUAACUGCUGCUAUCCAACCUUUGACCGAUGCGGUUCAGCCUGGUUGGACAUACACCAUCUUUGCGGGCUUCCUUCUGAUAAUUGUUCCCUUUUUCAUUGCGUUGACUCAAUUUGGGCCAGACUGGCGAGCGGUUCGCAUGCAGCGAGGCAUCACUGACCAGGGAGAGGAGAGCAAUAUUGUGCAAGUUAUAGAGAAUGGAGAAGCGAAGGCUGCUUGA